Lactuca sativa (garden lettuce) is the source of this 1730-nucleotide messenger RNA. RefSeq lists its product as uncharacterized. Lineage: Eukaryota; Viridiplantae; Streptophyta; Magnoliopsida; Asterales; Asteraceae. The record is from RefSeq and is a predicted model, not a curated record.
CAUUAAACGGAUCACCAUCAAAAAAAUGGAACUCGAUUCGACCAAAUUGAUUCACAGCCGGCCGGACAGACUCACGUGACGGAGACACGCCUCACCAUGCAAGCACGCGCCACACACAAGCGUCCAAACACUCGAGCCUCAUCUCACAUGUUCUCUGUUCAUCCCUAUCUUUAAAGCUCAUGGUCUCUGCAUCGACCGACCUUAAUUAACGUCCCUCUGUGAAUUCAAUUACACACUUAAACUUCACAUCGACAGUUGCAGAUCAAGACGAUGCAUCUUGUGUUUCUUUGUCUUGUUUUAUCGUCGCUUAUAACCGGAGCGAAUUGGUCCCCUUCUCCACCUCCUCACCACCGUCAAUUUGUCGUCGAAUUCGAAGAAAAACCCGACGGGAACACCGAAGUGUCGAUUUCACUGCACGACGAUUCCGGGAUGGUGAUCGAGAAGACAAAAAACAUGGUUUCUGCUAAACCCCAUGAUGUUUCAAGCAACUUGGAAGAGCAAGUGAAAGAAGUAAUCGAUAAAUCAGUUGGUGAUCCUAAAGUCAAACUAUCGGAAAAAGUCAAGGAUGUGGUUGGAAACGCUGUGAGGAAAGCAGUAGGCUUGUUUACAAUCGGAGAAAGCACAAAAGGAGCGCUCAAAGACUUGGUAGUUAAAAUGAAACAAUGGGAUGUUAUCGAUUCACCAAAGCGAAUAGGGGAAGAUAUUGAAAGUAACGCUAGCCUGAAAGUUGAAGAAGCGGUAGAAAAAGUGAAAGAGACGGUGAAAAUCGUAAAGGAAACUAGUUGGAAUGAUCUUCUAACAAAACCCACCAGAAAGAUGACAGUUUUAAUAGACAAGAUACAAUCAGUGAUCAGUUGGUGUCACUUAUUAGGGUUCUCGACAGCUUAUGGGAUGGGGGUGUGGGUUACGUUCUUUUCGAGCUGUGUUUUGGGCAAAUGUCUACCUAAGCGAGAGUACAGAAUGAUCAUAAACAAGUUGUACAUGGUGUAUUUCAGGGCAAUGGCGAAUUGUGUUGGAGCAGCUCUUAUCGGGUAUCUUGUGAGCCGAGGGAGAAACGUGUUCUUUUUGUCCAACAAGAUGGCGAUAUUUCAAGGGUUCAAUCUCCUCUCUGCCUUUCUUAUGAAUUUGACUAAUCUGAUGUUCUUAGAGCCUCGAGCAACAAAGAGAAAGAAGAUAAAGGAGGACAGUGGAACAAAAAUUGUAGUAUCAGAGAAGCUAAAGAAACUGAACACAUACUCCUCGACAUUGAAUGUCUCGACAAUGGUGGUGCUCACAUGGCACCUCGCAUACAUAGGUCAACUAGUCCAAGCUCCACACCCAUGAUCUAUGGCUGCAAGAUAAGGCACCUUGUUACAAGACCAAUUAUUCUACUUUGUAAGAACAAAACAUUGUUGAGUAUGUAGGGCUUGUUAGUUAUUACCACCAUAGGGCCUUUCACAUUGCCUUUUGAGAGUCAAUAGAUAGGUAUCCUUUUUUACAAAAGUUAAGGGUUAAAGUGUCGGGCUGGGUUAAGACGAAAUAUUUAGGUUUAGCAAUAGGGUGGGUUAGUAAGUUUAUAUGUAAUUUGUGCUAAAAAUAUAUAUUUACAGCUUAUUUGUAUUUAAUUGUCACGGAAAUAGUAUGUUAGUUUGGUAGAAGUUAACAGGGCUCUUGUUGUAACUAGACAUAGUUGGUGUAAAGUGCGGGUGAACUUUUUAACCAAAAAACGGAAUCAGAACGUAUUCAGUGCA